This is a messenger RNA of Triplophysa rosa, 3263 nucleotides long. It is a transcript of the gene nampt2, whose product is annotated as nicotinamide phosphoribosyltransferase 2. The transcript has 11 exons. Gene Ontology annotation, molecular function: nicotinamide phosphoribosyltransferase activity. The coding region runs from base 224 to 1720 and encodes 498 amino acids. The record is from RefSeq and is a predicted model, not a curated record. Gene Ontology annotation, biological process: NAD+ biosynthetic process. NCBI's taxonomy places the organism in Eukaryota, Metazoa, Chordata, Actinopteri, Cypriniformes, Nemacheilidae.
ACCCCGUUGUGUCUGACUGAUACUCGACGAUGCGACCUAUCCGUGAGCAUACUCACAUAUACAAAAUACGGGGAGAUCGCAUUUCACUACAUUUUCACCGGGCAUAACCGAAAGGUAUUGAAAAGAGGGUUUUCGAGACCGCUCCUCUGCCCCAGUGUCACGUGACUCGGAUCGCCUAAAUACCGAAUCGGAGCGACAGUCUUUCGCUUUUACUUUGUCCUUGAUGAUGGCAGCUCAGGAUUUCAAUUUUUUACUUGCGACGGACUCAUAUAAGAUUACCCACUACAAGCAAUACCCUCCAGAUGUCAGUAAGGUCUAUUCCUAUUUUGAGUGCCGGCACAAAAAUGGGGGGCAGUUCAGUGAGGUUGUGUUUUUUGGCCUCCAGUAUCUCCUGAAGAAAUAUCUAGCAGGUCAAGUUGUCACAGAGGAGAAGAUCCAAGAGGCUAAAGUCUUUUAUCAGAUGCACUUUAAACAGACAGUGUUUGAUGAAGAGGGAUGGCGGAAAGUUUUAGAGAAAUAUGAUGGCCAUCUUCCAAUCCGUAUCAAAGCAGUUCCCGAGGGGAAGAUCAUUCCCAGAGGCAACGUUCUCUUCACUGUGGAGAACACGGAUCCAGAUUUCUUCUGGCUUACCAAUUUUAUUGAGACUAUGCUGGUCCAAAUGUGGUAUCCCAUCACUGUGGCAACAAUCUCCAGGGAGUUCAAAAAAAUUCUGGCUAAGCACCUGAAAGCCACAUCGGGGAGCUCGGAGGGCUUGGACAUCAAGCUGCAUGAUUUUGGCUACAGAGGCGUGUCUUCACAAGAGUCAGCAGCACUGGGUGGAGCUGCUCAUCUGGUGAAUUUCAGCAGCACGGACACAGUGGCAGGUCUACUCAUGGCACAGCGAUACUAUGGAUGUCCUAUGGCUGGAUUCUCUAUCCCUGCAGCAGAACACAGCACUAUCAUUUCCUGGGGCAGGAGCCGAGAGAAGGAUGCAUUCGAGUGUCUGCUGGACCAGUUUCCCAAAGGGCCUGUAGCUGUGGUUAGCGACAGCUAUGACAUUUUUAAGGCUUGUAAGCACAUCUGGGGAGAUAAGCUGAAAGAGAGAGUGAUGGAGAGGAGUGAAGAUUCUGCUCUCAUUAUACGGCCGGACUCUGGGGACCCCGCUGAGACCCUCAUAGAGGUGAUAAAGAUUUUGGAAGAGUGCUUUGGUUGUUCUCAGAACUCGAUGGGUUACAAGGUGCUCCCUUCAUACCUGCGCAUUAUCCAGGGCGAUGGGAUUGAUCUGAACUCGGUUGAUGGGAUUUUGGAGAAACUGAGCGAUGAGGGAUGGAGUGCAGAGAACGUGUUUUUCGGUUGCGGAAGCGCACUAUUGCAGAAGAUCAACAGAGACACGCUUAACUGCGCUUUCAAGUGUAGCUACGUGGAGAUCAAUGGCAAAGGCAUGGAUGUCUAUAAGCAACCAGUGACAGAUCCGUCUAAAGGAUCCAAGCGGGGUCGUCUCUCUCUGAGAAGAAACUCUGAUGGAUUGAUAGAGACGGUGGAAAGAGGAGCAGGCAAACCAGAGGAGGACAUGUUGGUGACUGUGUUUGAAAAUGGGACCGUACUACAGGAGUACACUCUGGAUGAGAUCCGUAAAGCUGCUCAGCUUUGGGAAGAAGAUGUGAGCCCUGCCCAGCACAAUAAAGAUGAAGGCACUACUCUGGAAAUCCACCAGAAGCUCAUAAUGAAUGGCGUGCAUUAAGAUCUAUACUCAAUGCACUCUGUUAUCUACACUGCCCCCUACAGACCAACCACUGACCUAUUCCACACAACACUUAAUGGUUCUCAGUAAAGAACCAUUACGUUCUUUACUCAGUAAAGUUCUCAGUUUAGGCAUUUGUAGAUCACUUUGUUGACAGUAUAUUUAAAAUUAUAUAUAAAAUCUGACCUUUAAACUUUUGUGGCAACCCAUAAAGUUUGGAUGCCAAGGUUUUUUAAUUUUACCAUGAUUAAUUUCUAAUUAAUAUUCAAUGCCAAAUAUCUGUAAUGGUGCUCUUACCAUAGGCAUGUGUUUUAGGAGUAGGCUGAUGACAGGGUUUGAGAGAGUUUGUGUUCAGUAGAUUUUUCAUGUUGUUAAUCUAUCACCCUGGUGGUACAUUGAUAAAUUAAGGAAACUUAAUUUGAGGUGAUCUAAUGACCAACUCUGGGUUUCUGUACCAACAGUUAUGCACAUGAUACUGACCUCUAAUCAGUAGGUCCAUAUAAAGUACACUACAACUGUUAUAAAUGCAUACAUGGACUAUUUUAUUUAGAAACACUUUUUGGAGGUUUUGGGGUUUGUGGAAUGUCUUUAAAUAUAUUUUCUAUAGUUUUUGAAGUACACAUAAAUUUCAUCACAGGUUCCCGUAAUGCAAUACAUUGAAGCAUUUUGUCCAGCACAGAUUUAGUUUUUAGCCACUUUCACUGAUACAGAAUUCAAGAUUAGUGUCUUGGUGUUACGUAGCUUACAUUGAGGUUGCUUUCGUAACAUUUUUUUUUUUGUUAGUAAAGACACAUUUCUUUUCAGCAUAUUAAUGAAACAGCAAAUUGAUCUUGUAAUUGCCAUAAUAUUGUACCUGGAGUGAAUGCUCCAUAGACAGCGUAAUUGAAAGCGUUUUUUGGAGAAUUGGUUAGAGAUUUUUAUUAAGUUGGUUUUAGACUUCCAUCUAUGGUGCACAGAAUACACAGCGGAUGCUUUCAGUAUUCUGUCUCCAUACAGCUGCUGAUGGUGCCUUACGAAACCACUCUGACCUCAGUGCUGGUCUCUGUCUCUCUUUUCUUAUUUUCAUUUUCACACUUAAUAUUGACCCCCCUAGUAGUUUCUCUCAUCUGCCUUCUCUAUUCACAUUCUGUGACUCAUGAAUGACUGUUCGGGGCUUUGCUAUUUUUUCAGUUUGCCUUCUGUUUUUCUUGUAAAGCUUCAGUUAUGUUUGACACCUGUAUGCUAAAGCCGAGUGAGAUGUGCAGUGGGUUUAAACACAUUGUAUGUUGAUUGUCUGAAUAUCUGAAUAGAGAUUGAGCCUACCUCUUUUAUUAAUACAGUGUAAUAUGAAGAAAUUGUCAUUACACUUUGAGUAAAUAGCAUAUAUUCUGUUGUGUAAAUACUUUUAAUGGUAGUGUGAAUGAGUGAGAUUUUAGCAUUCUUGUUGCUUUUUUAUUUUACAAAAGUGAUAUUUUGUAUGACAAAAAGACAAGAAAAAAAUAAAUGUAGCUUGAACUUUCUAGUUCUAAUUUUUAAGAUGUCAUAGCCUACUUUCUAUUAAUAG